Messenger RNA from Poecilia reticulata (guppy), 3825 nucleotides. The record is from RefSeq and is a predicted model, not a curated record. Lineage: Eukaryota; Metazoa; Chordata; Actinopteri; Cyprinodontiformes; Poeciliidae.
AUUAGUCUCUAUAGUCACGUUGAUUUAUUUCAGUUUUUUAUCUUUGUUUUCUAGAAAUCCGCUAAUACAACAGUUGGUGAACAAAAUCUGAUGAUUUUGUGCUUUGCUGAUUUCACCGACUGAUUAGCUACUGGAGGCUUAUUAAAAAUCCCAUUUUCUAAUUAGUGAACUCACCGUAGGAUGUGCUGACAAUAGUUAUGAGGGUGAAAGCUCUUACUGAUGGAGAAAAGACUCUCAGUUAGCAAUUUUCAGAAUCAGUGAAGUGUUUGAAAACGAAGUCAAAGGAAGCACAAAAGCUGCAAGAAGCCUUGAGAAAGGAAGCAUUUCUGCAGAGGCUUGUUGGCUAUUCCCCUAGGCUGCUACUUUUAAGGAAGUGAGACUUCAUCAGAUAAGGAUGAACACAUUGCAGCAAAGUUUAUCUGUUUUUUCCUUUGAUAAUCCCAAUUCUGUCUGCCAUGGAACGUCUAGGACUGCUCUCAGUCAUUUAUAAGUGUUACUGUUACGGUGUACUCUCUAUUGAGGGAGGACAUACUUAAUGCUAUUUGUCUUUGUUUUGAAAUUAUUUGGAAAUCCUAAUUAACUACAGAGCUGUGACACUAUGAAUGUUCUCCCUCACACACAUUCUAAUUUAAUGACCUUUAAUUAAUGAGUGAUUUAAUGGGAUAAAUGAAACAAAAUCUAAUUCUAUUUAGUUGUGUAUAAUUUUUACAGAUAUCUUUGUCCCUUAACAUGCAGGACUUUUUUAAUGAAGAUUUUUUAAAUCUAUAUUAAUAAACAGGUUUCAUUGUUAUAUAUAGUACUUAGAGAGAAAUUGGAAUUGGCUGGUCAAAGGUUUACAAAAUUCAAGAUUUGAAAUUUGACUCAGAACACUGCAUUUUCUUUGUUUUCCCAUUUCCCUAUUUUUUUCCCCCAUCUUCCUUUUUGACUGUUUGGGUUCAUUGUUUCAGUUUCUGACAUUUUGCUUUAUGAUUUAACUUUCAUCCAUCCCCUCUAAAAAGUUUCUCUCAGCUACAUCUUGUGACUUGAGGAGAUGAUGCAAUAUGGUGUUAAAAUCUCUAGAUUUUCAGUAUAUUUUAUAAAGAGUGGCCGUCAUAAUUAUUGUCUUGUUACCAGAGUCAGAGAAAAAAUUACAAGUAGCUAACAACAUUACAAUGGAGUAUAUUUUAAAGAAUUUCUAAAAUAUGUGCCGCAGUUUUACUCAGAAAUACAUUAUCUAUUAUUUUAGCUCCACUUUUAAUCACUUCGGAAUGAACUAGUGAAACUCUAGAAUGUCUUAACAGGCUUUAGGGAUUAAAUGUCAUUUGUAUUGUGGUUCUUUGAGUGAUUUCCUAUUCAGCGCACUCUGUGUUUCUCUGUGAUGCGAGACAAAAAAGACAAAAUCCAUUGCUGGUGUUGUAGAAACCUUUGCUUUUUAUCUCCUCUGUUGUUAAGAAAAGAGCUCAGCGUUUGUAUUUGCUAAGAAAGACUCUUGAAUGAACUCCGAGUCGCGUGAGGCCUCAUGGUAAUUACUUUUCUCCUCCUCUCUUUGUUUUAGCCACUUUCCUCCCUCUUUAUCAUGUUCACCGGAGCGAAGCCAUGACUUUACUCAACGAGUCCGAGGACACCACCUCACCCUCCGCUCCCCUCUCCUCCCUUAGGAACAAUUUCUCAGCCUUUUUCACACCUGACGCCUCUUAUUCCCUUGCAUCCUAUCCCACCUCCUCCUCCUCUUCCUCCCUGCUGACAUCCUCCAACUGCACUGACUCUUCACCAUCUUCCUCACCACCGUACAACUUCUACGCCGUUCUGUUAGUCCUUCUAAUCUUUUGUGUGGUGUUCGGCAAUGUGCUGGUGUGUGUGGCUGUGUCUCGGGAGCGUGCCCUGCAGACCACCACCAACUACCUCAUUGUCUCCCUGGCCGUGUCGGAUCUGCUGCUGGCAACCCUCGUCAUGCCUUGGGGUGUUUACCUGGAGGUGGUUGGGGAGUGGCGCUUCAGUCUAAUCCACUGUGACAUCCUGCUCACUCUGGACGUCAUGAUGUGCACCGCCAGCAUCCUCAACCUGUGCGCCAUCAGCAUUGACAGAUACACAGCAGUAGCCAUGCCGCUGCUCUACAACACCAGAUACAGCUCCAGGAGGAGGGUGGCUGUGAUGAUCGCCGUGGUGUGGUUUCUCUCUUUUGCCAUCUCCUGCCCUUUGUUGUUUGGACUGAACAAUACAGCCAGCCGGGAAGGCACCACAUGCAGCUUUGCAGACCCGGCGUUUGUGGUCUACUCCUCCGUCGCAUCUUUCUACGUGCCAUUUAUCGUAACACUGUUGGUGUACGCCCAGAUCUGCGUGGUGCUGCGUAAACGUGGCAGACGCACUGCCCCACCACGCAAACACGGCCUGCUGACACAAGGUGGUCCUGGAGCAGCAGAGAGUCGACAGCGGAAGAAUAAGUGCACACAACCAGAAGAUGUGAAACUGUGUACCCUGAUCCUUAGGCCUGCCACUGCAGGUCCUCAACGAAAGAAAGUGACCCUCGUGAAGGAGUCUGUGGUUCAUCCCCUCGAAGUGGAGCCGGGUCGGUUCCUACCACAGACGGAGCAGAAUCUACCGCCUCCCAACGCUCCACAGCCUUCCAAUCAUUCACUGCAGUCUAAGAUCUCACUCUCCAUCGCGGUAGGACCGGCCCCGGCGCUUCCCUCAACCGUGGCGCGAUCCGCUCUGACGCCCCGUCCCCCCACCCUGGAGGAUGGCAUGAGGGGCCGAGAGGGGUGGAGGGAGCGCAGCGGAGGCAGAGAGAAAUGGGGCACCACCAAGGAAAGGGUGAGAGGGAGGCUCUCACAGCAGAAGGAGCGGAAGGCAACGCAGAUGCUGGCUAUUGUGCUGGGUGUGUUCAUCAUCUGCUGGCUGCCUUUCUUCCUGACCCAUGUGCUGAAGGCCCACUGCAGGAGCUGCUGCAUCUCACCUUCUCUGUACAGUGCCGUCACCUGGCUUGGAUAUCUCAACAGUGCUGUAAACCCUGUCAUCUACACAACUUUCAACAUUGAAUUUCGCAAAGCCUUCAUCAAGAUCCUGCACUGCUAGCCAAGAUUAAAAAUGCAUCAGUUGYCAAGAUAAAUAAAUWAAGAAGAAAACACGUUGUGGGACUUGGGAAGAGAUUGCAAAGAUAAAAAUAUUCUGUGACAGUUUGAUUCUGAGAGGAACUGAGACUAUAAUCUGUGUGACUUGGAGUCACAGAGAUAAAGAUUCUUUUGGAAGGAUCGAAAGGCCUCAGACAAGACUAAGCCACAGAGAGAAAACAAUGUCUAUGAAGCCAACGACGGCAGGCACCAAAUAUCCUUCAAAAAUAGUUUGUGACAAGUGGAAGACAGCGACGAGAAAAAUAACAAAGGUGGAGAUAUGUACAGUAAAGGAGACAAAUACUGUGCAAUGUGUCUAUUUUCUGUAAAGGGGAAUACGCUCAGACAGGUGAUCAYACUUCAUCAUUCUGACUCAGACUCCACAUUUGUGGCUUUMAGUGCAACAGCACUGUUUCCUGAGUAUUCAAACCUUUGAUUUGUAUUUGACUGGUUCUGCUACAUUCACUUGUGAUCUCAACAAACYUUCUCUCGAUGUGUUUGCAUGCGCURGCAUUUCUCACAUGACGGGAGCAAAUGAAAUGCACAACAAAAGGAAAGGAAAUCCUCCAAAUUUGAUUUUGUCUAAUUUUGUAUUGAUGAACCUAUACUUUCAUUUAAUAAAUAUGUGCUGUCAGUAACUGUUUUUAAUUCCAACCCUACUUCACUGCAUAAAUUGUGCCAUCUAUAAAUUCAAUUGAUUUUGUGUUGAACAUUGUGUAAAUAAAUAUUAUCAAUCAUU